AGAGGAUAAAAAAAAUAAAGAAGGAAUUGGCGGGCGGAUUGUACAAGCCUCCCAGCAAUAUGGAUCGAUAACCCAAAGCUCAUUCUCGGUUACAUCCUUGUUGUUCUCUCCCGCCCCCACCUCUUUAUAUUCUCCCGACCUGAACCUGAAACUUUUCAGAAACAAAAGGGUGUCUCAGAGAGAGAGAGAGAGAGAGAGAGAGAUGGCAGGAGUUGCAGGGACUUGCUCCGCCGGUCUGCUGUUUAAGGGCAGAGAGUCGGGGGCCAAUGGCGCCGCUUCUUUGAUGCAGUACAGCGGGCUUCGGCCAGUGGAGAAUGUGCACGUGGCUCCUUCCAGGAGUAAUCUUGCCGGGGUUAUUUCUGCUUCAGCUCGCAAGUGUGGAAAGAUCAAGGCCAUGGCCUCUCCAACCAUAUCAGCUCCCAAGCGAGAAAAGGAUCCCAAGAAGCGCGUCGUCAUAACAGGAAUGGGUCUCGUCUCGGUUUUUGGCAGUGACAUUGAUACCUUCUACAGCAAGCUCCUCGAAGGAGAGAGCGGGAUCAGUUUGAUCGACCGAUUCGAUGCCUCAAGCUUUUCCGUGAGGUUCGCGGGCCAAAUACGCAAUUUCUCCUCCAAGGGCUACAUUGAUGGCAAGAAUGACCGCCGGCUUGAUGACUGCUGGAGGUACUGCAUAGUUGCUGGAAAACGAGCCCUGGAAGAUGGUAACCUAGGACCCGAGGUCCUCGACGCUAUGGACAAAACGAGAAUUGGGGUUCUGGUGGGUACAGGAAUGGGAGGGAUAAGCGUGUUCAGCAACGGAGUGGAAGCGCUCGUCCAGAAGGGAUACAAGAAGAUCACCCCGUUUUUCAUCCCUUAUUCCAUCACCAACAUGGGCUCCGCCCUUUUGGCUAUCGAUACCGGGCUCAUGGGGCCAAACUACUCCAUCUCGACUGCUUGCGCAACAGCAAACUACUGCUUUUAUGCGGCGGCAAACCACAUCAGAAGAGGCGAAGCAGACAUCAUGGUGGUCGGAGGGACGGAAGCUGCAGUCAUGCCCAGCGGCGUUGGAGGGUUCAUAGCCUGCAGGGCCUUAUCUCAAAGAAAUGAGGACCCCAAGGGAGCUUCGAGGCCUUGGGACAAGGAUCGUGAUGGUUUUGUUAUGGGGGAAGGUGCCGGUGUGCUGAUUAUGGAGAGCUUGGAGCAUGCAUUGAAACGGGGAGCCAACAUCAUCGCUGAGUAUUUGGGCGGUGCUGUAACUUGUGAUGCUCAUCACAUGACCGACCCCCGUUCAGAUGGACUUGGAGUUUCGUCGUGCAUCAGCAAGAGUUUAGAUGAUGCCGGUGUCUCUCCUGAGGAGGUGAAUUAUGUGAAUGCUCAUGCUACAUCAACCUUAGCCGGGGAUUUGGCCGAGGUUAAUGCCAUUAAGAAGGUCUUUAAGGACACAUCUGAGAUCAAGAUGAAUGGAACUAAGUCAAUGAUUGGCCACGGUCUUGGUGCUGCUGGUGGACUAGAGGCCAUAGCAACCAUAAAAGCAAUCACCACUGGUUGGCUGCAUCCAACGAUCAACCAAGAUAACAUCGAACUUGAUGUCACCAUCGACACCGUCCCGAAUGUGAAGAAACAGCAUGAAGUCAAUGUCGCUAUAUCAAACUCAUUCGGCUUUGGUGGGCACAACUCUGUGGUCGUUUUCUCUCCGUACUCACCCUAGACAACACCAGCUGAUCAAUCAGUCAUCCGCCAUUCACUCUUAUUGGCAUUCGUGGGGAAUAUAUUCGAUAUCAAACUAGAUUUGAAAUCAGCAGCUGAAUCAGAUGGAAGCCACGAGGAGAAAUUACGGGCGUCAUUUCUUUUAGUACUCCUUCCAAUCCAUACCCUUUACCGAGACCAGCUACAAAUUCAAACAUUUUUGCGAGAAUAAGAUACCUCAGUUGAUUUU
This is a messenger RNA of Rhodamnia argentea, 1912 nucleotides long. Its product is annotated as 3-oxoacyl-[acyl-carrier-protein] synthase I, chloroplastic-like. The transcript has 8 exons. Bases 203 to 1684 code for a protein of 493 amino acids. Gene Ontology annotation, molecular function: 3-oxoacyl-[acyl-carrier-protein] synthase activity. Gene Ontology annotation, biological process: fatty acid biosynthetic process. The record is from RefSeq and is a predicted model, not a curated record. Lineage: Eukaryota; Viridiplantae; Streptophyta; Magnoliopsida; Myrtales; Myrtaceae.